Messenger RNA from Mastomys coucha (southern multimammate mouse), 1378 nucleotides. RefSeq names its product Jupiter microtubule associated homolog 1 (gene Jpt1). NCBI's taxonomy places the organism in Eukaryota, Metazoa, Chordata, Mammalia, Rodentia, Muridae. The coding region runs from base 129 to 593 and encodes 154 amino acids. Gene Ontology annotation, cellular component: nucleus. The transcript has 5 exons. The record is from RefSeq and is a predicted model, not a curated record.
AUCCGGCGAGCCCCGCGGCGGCAGAAGCUCGUGGAGCCGUGGUGGUUGAGCUUGUGGAGUCGUCUGCGCCGGUUGGUCCUAGCCCCCCUCGGCGUUUUCAGGGCCAGCCUACCUCGCCCCUUUGCGCCAUGACCACUACCACCACUUUCAAGGGUGUGGACCCUAACAGCAGGAACAGCUCCCGGGUUUUGCGGCCUCCGGGUGGUGGGUCCAACUUUUCAUUAGGCUUUGAUGAGCCAACAGAACAGCCUGUGAGGAAGAACAAGAUGGCUUCUAACAUCUUUGGGACACCCGAAGAGAACCCCCCAUCUUGGGCCAAGUCAGCAGGUGCCAAGUCUAGUGGUGGCAGGGAAGAUUCGGAGUCAUCCGGAACACAGAGAAGUAACUCUUCUGAAGCAAGCUCUGGAGAUUUCUUAGACCUCAAGGGGGAAGGUGAUAUACAUGAAAAUGUGGACACAGACUUCCAAGCCAACCUGGCCCAGAUGGAAGAGAAGCCAGUGCCCGCUGCUCCUGUGCCCAGCCCAGUGGCUCCGGCCCCAGUGCCAUCCAGGAGAAACCCCCCUGGCGGCAAGUCCAGCCUGGUCUUGGGUUAGCUUCUUGUGUUGGAACUCUGUCCUUCUGUUUGUUUGUUUUUUCCAUGCUUGUGAACUGCACAACGUGAGCCUGACUGUACAUCUUUCGGAUUUGUUUCAUUAAAAGAGAAGCACUUUAUGUACUGCUGUCUUUUUUCCCCUGCUUUCUCUCUUCCUUUUUCUUCUGUCUGUCUGACUCCUGGGUCCGUGGGCGGGCCAUGGCAUGAGUGUUUUCUAGUAGUAGACUGGAGUAGUAGACUUUUUAAGAACACAUGAUCUGGUUCCUGAUGUGUAGAGACUCUGAUGUACCAGGGUUUUUGAUGCUGUCCUUGGCUUCAUGUGACAGACAGCAGCCACAGGCACUGCCCUGCAGCCCCUGCUCCCAGCUGUCCACAGGGUGGGCACCACCCUGCUCUCCUUGCUGUUGCCCCACCAUCAGUGCCCUUUGCUAAGUGCACCUUCCUGUGCCAUAUGGAGUGAUCAAAGCAGCUGCACUCCACGUCCCGCUGCCUUUCACACCCUGAGGAUGCCGGUGGCCACUGUGACUGGCCGGCUGCUGGGCAGAGCCACCCAGCGCAGAGGAUGGCUUCAGGUAUACAAGCAAGCUCCCUGGAAUUGCAAGGUGAAGCACACAAGGACGGCCAUCUCAGAGUGGGGCUGUAGGUGCAGGCCCCACAGGGACCUCCUAGCGGAAGAACUGGGCGUGUGCAUGCUGCUGGUGCUUGACCAUGAAGAAAACCUCAUGUGACACUUGUACUUCUUAGUCCUGGACUGUUGCUCAAAGUAAACAAUGCCAACCUUUUGAA